CUGAAUACUCUUGCUAUUUUUAUUAUAUCAAUACUUCUUUUUAUCUUUUUGGUUGCAAUGUAAGUGACUUGCUAAUGGUGCUUAGAGGCUAUUAAUUUAUUCUGAUGCAGUUUUUUUUGUUUACUUAUGGUAUUGAGAUAGAAUAUGAUGUUAUACAGCAGGAAACAUUUGUAAAUCUAUCAAAAUGCUUGUUGGAAACAAAGUUGAUAAUGUAUUUGAUUCAAGAAGCAGUGAAUAACCCUUUAGCUGUUUGACCAAUGUUUGUUUCCAUGUUUUAUAUUGUUCUAGUUAGCAAUUUACUUUCGAAUUCAUCUGAAACUUUCUCAUGGGCCUAUUUGAUGUUAUGGAUUAUUUUAUGCAUGGGAUUUAAUCAUCAGUACUGAUCUUUCACAGGAAAGUGAAAUGGAAUUCCAAAAUGACGGGUUGGAUAGAGAAUAUGGAUGCCUCUUUAUAGAGUGCAGUGCAAAAACUAAAGUGAAUGUAGAAAAAUGCUAUGACGAGCUUGUCUUAAAGAGUUAAUCUAGGGUUGAGAUGGAAAGAUUUCCUUCCUGCUAGAAUUUGAUGCUCUGAACUAUAGUUGUCUAUCUGGAUUACUGCACGACUAUUUGUCGAUAGACUGAAGUAAGGCACAAUGCAACGCAGCCUGAUCGAGGUUGGAGUGUUUUCAGCUUCACCAAGUCUUCCCAUUUUCAUAUGUGAUAGGAAAUUAAUUACAAAUGCACCGCCACAAUUCACCAAUGCUAUUUUUAUGUUAAAAGUCUUUAAUUUACAUAAUAUAAACUAGUAGAAUAUUUUAAGGAAUCAACACCUUAACUAAGGUUAUUAAAUUUUAGGAUUAGAUUAUUAAAUCUUAGAACCAUGUACCGUAGGUAGAAUCAUGCAUAUCAUGCAUAUCAUGCCCAAUUCAUUUUGCAUGAAUAAAAUUUAACAUUUGAA
Rubroshorea leprosula is the source of this 936-nucleotide messenger RNA. The record is from the annotation of a GenBank genome assembly. NCBI's taxonomy places the organism in Eukaryota, Viridiplantae, Streptophyta, Magnoliopsida, Malvales, Dipterocarpaceae.